Molecule: messenger RNA, 3040 nt
Organism: Linum tenue
Lineage: Eukaryota; Viridiplantae; Streptophyta; Magnoliopsida; Malpighiales; Linaceae
Source: the annotation of a GenBank genome assembly
UUAAUCGUCAAAAUUCCAUUUCUUAUCUUAAGUCAGGGUGUUUCUUUCUUUUUUUCCUUCCCACUUCCUUUCCCAGGUUAGUCCAACGGAAAACAACGACAACAGUAAAAAGAAAAGAGAAAAAAACAAGGAAGACAAAACAACAACACUGGACAAGAAAAAGGAAAAAGAAAAAUAGUAAAACGGACAGCAGAAAUUCCAGAUCCAAAAAAGUCAACACUCUUCCUUCUUCUUCUUCUUCUUCUUCUUCUUCUUCUUCAGCUUUCUCCAUUUGUACCUUUCCUCUUUGCCUUCCUAUUCACUUCUCUCCUCCCCAGACGCCACCGCCUCCGCCGCCGACGGUGGCGCGCUUCUCCUCUUCCGCCGCCGGCAGACACCUUCUCUUCUCUUCUCUCUCACUCAUCUCCUUAUAUUAUUAUUAUCAUUUCAUUUUUUUAAAAGCUCAAGUAAAUUGUGAUUAUUUAAAUCCAGAACCUCCACAGCCCAACCCGGCAAACCACCACCACUGACCGUCACGUCUUUGCUUCUCCAAUCUUCCUCUUGCCUGCUUCCUUGGGUUUACCAUUUUACCCUUUCCUCUCUCUCUCUCUCUCUCUCUCCAAUUUCUUCUCCUUGCGCUUUUCCCUUUUCCUUGCAUUCUUCCUUCCCCUCCUUUUGCUUUCUCUGCUCCAAUGGAGACUGCUGCUGACACUAAUGACUUCCGCCUUCCGGCUCCACCUGCUUCCGCUUGUGACUCGGCCGAUCAGAGGAGGGAGAAUGGCGCUGAUUCUGGCGGCGGCGGCGGUUGUGUAGGAGGAGGAGCUAGGUAUAAGCUGAUGUCGCCGGCGAAGCUCCCGAUCUCCAGGUCUCCUUACAUCACCAUCCCUCCUGGGCUCAGUCCGACUUCCUUUCUCGAGUCACCGGUCAUGCUCUCCAAUAUGAAGGCAGAGCCGUCCCCGACUACAGGAUCUUUCAUCAAGCCUCAAACAGUGCAUGGCUCUUUCUUAUCUAAUUCCUACUCAGCAACUGCCGUUUCAUCUGACGCCUUUGGGGAAAGAGCAUCCAGCUUCUUUGAGUUCCGGCCUCCUUCUAUAUCAAAUAUGACUUCUGCAGAUAUGAAGAAUAAGAUGAGGGAACAAUCUGUACAACUCCAAGGCAAUUCUCAGUCUCAAUUCCAAUCAUUUUCAUCAUUGUCUUCACCUAAAGCGGAGAUGGCAGCCUCCUCAAAUGAGUUGAGUCUCCACAUAGCUACUUCUGGGGCUACUGCAACUACUGAAGCUGAUGAUGAUGAACAAAACCAGACAGGAAACCCGAGCUGUGGGCCCCAGGCCUCACAUUCUGAUCUUAAAGGAGGAACUGCAAGUUCAACGACAUCAGAGGAUGGAUAUAACUGGCGUAAAUAUGGACAGAAGCUUGUGAAAGGAAGUGAAUUUCCCCGUAGCUAUUACAAGUGCACACAUCCCAACUGUGAAGUGAAGAAGUUAUUUGAGCGCUCUCAUGAUGGGCAAAUAACAGAGAUUAUUUAUAAAGGCACACAUGACCAUCCUAAACCUCAACCUAGUCGCCGAUACGCUGCUGGAGCUCUUUUGACUGUGCAAGAAGAUAGAUCCGAUAAAAUAUUGUCUGGGAGGGAUGAAAAAUUGUCUGGUGCAUACAGCCAACUGUCCAACACCAUGGAACCAAAUGGUACUUCUGAAAUGUCCCCUGUUACAGCAACAGAUGAAAAUGCAGAAGGUACUGAAGAUGAUGACGAUCCCCUUUCAAAGCGCAGCAGGAAAAUGGAUACUGGGAGUUUUGAUGUCACUCCAGUGGUUAAGCCUAUCCGUGAACCACGUGUUGUUGUUCAAACUCUUAGUGAGGUCGAUAUACUCGAUGAUGGGUACAGGUGGCGCAAAUAUGGGCAGAAAGUUGUGAGAGGAAAUCCUAAUCCAAGGAGCUACUACAAGUGCACAAAUGUCGGAUGCCCGGUGAGAAAGCAUGUAGAGAGGGCAUCGCAUGAUCCAAAAGCAGUCAUCACUACUUAUGAAGGGAAACACAACCAUGAUGUACCCGCAGCUAAGAAUAGCAGUAGUCAUGAUGCAGCAGCAGCAGCAGCAGCUGCUGCGGCUGCGAUGAGCAGUAGCAGUCCAUUGAGGAUAAUAAGAUCAGACGAAAGCGACACAAUCAGCCUUGAUCUCGGAGUUGGAAGGGGUUCUUCUGCUGCUGCCGAGAACAGGUCAUCUGUCCACCACCACCACCAGCAGCCUUUCCACUCUGAACAUGGGCAGCAGACCGGCGGGCCCAGUUUCAGCAAAGCUGCAAUUUAUUAUGGUGGCAUGACCCAAUAUGCUUCAACUAGGCAAACUCCAAGCGAGGCUCGUAGCUCAUCUUACCCCUACCCACCAAAUAUGGGAAGAAUACUCACCGGUCCUUAGAAUCUUCUGUUCCCGGUGAAGCCAGCACAAUAAGAAAACUUCCCCUCCGACUGGUGAAAUUGAAGCAGCUGGUCGUGAAUCCAGAAUCGAAAGGAUUUCCCUAGUCGGUGUAAACCAUGCUGGUAUGGGUUGCUCGGUUUUUGCUUCGAGUCGGGGAAUCUGCUGGUGACUUGGAAGGGACUGGCUCAAAACACAGCACAUCCUUGGACGUGAGAUGAUCUGUGAUUGGGUUGACAAAGUUGUAAUGUAAUGAAAGCAGCGCUGUAUGUAUAUGGCCUUUUUUAUUGUUGUGAUGUAUACAUAUACUAUACUCAAAUAGUUUUACUCAAAUGGGAAAAAGACCAUCUCAGUUCUCAUUAGAGGGACUCUUAAUUUGUUACCCACAACUGGGAGAAGGAUAGUAGUGCUCCAUCUCUUCAACUCUAAGCUACGUCUAAAGCUAAUUACGAUUUCCAGCUGCUACCUAACUUUUUUUUUUGGUGUGUGAUGUCAUUGAAUCCCACUUUCUUUGUUGGGUUGGGUGGUGGCAAUUGGGAAAUGUUGGUGUUCAGUUCCACCUGUUUCUCUAUCUCCUUUUUGCCUCCGAACAGAUAUAUUAUUUAGUGUUUUCUGGAUGAACAAUUCUAAUGGCACGACCACUCAACCAU